UCGUUGUGUUUGUUAGUACAUCACAUUACUCUAUUUGUUGUUACAUUAUGUCAGCUUAUCAUACCUUAUUCUGUUUAUUUCUAUACCAUAUCAUAACUACUCUUACAUACUGUAAACUACCAAGUUCUGAUGGAAUUUGGUGCAUUAAUGUCGCUAAUAAAAAUGAAAGUAGAUGUUUAGAGUCAUUUUUUGGUGCAUUACUGCAGGCUAAUAAGAAAUGAAAGUAUAGAGUAAAAAUGUAGAAUAGAACAAACAAGUAGGGAGUAAGUAACCAACAGAAUUUGAAAAAAGAACACAACUCUUUCUCGAGCCCCUUGCCACCCUAACCGAGCUUUGAUUCUUCCUGUCCUCUUUCUCUCUCUCUCUCUCUGUCUGUCACCCCCUAUUCCUCCUACUUUCUCUCUCUUCUUUUCCCAUCAUCUUCUUCUUCUUCUCCUGUAUUUCUGCCAAGUAAAAAGAAAGAGAGAAAGGAGAAAGAAAUCCAACAAGACUUCAACUCUCUAAAUAUCCUCUGUUUUUUUUUUCUCUUCUUCUGUCAUUUAAGUUUUUGUAAAGUUUUCUUCUUUUCUAAUUUUAAAGCUUAGAUUUUGACAGAAAACCCAUUUUUAUUUUUGCAAAAUUAGGAAAGAAAAAUGAGUUUUUGGAGAACUUUUACAAGAAUGAGUUUGCUUCUCUUAAACCCCAGUUGAGUGAGAGAGAAAGACAAAAAGAAGAAAAACUCCAUUUUUGGAAGAACCUCAGAAAACCCUAAAACUUUCAUCUUUUUUACAUUUUAAUGAUAAAAAGAAGAAAAAAAGGACUAAAAUAUGCUGCACAUUCCUCCAAAAUUCCACCUUUUUGAUAUUUUUUCCUCUCUUUUAAAACCAUUAACCCACCAUUGUUUUUGUUAUUUUUUAAAAAUUGAAUUUGUGUAAAUUAGCAGGAAAAAGAGAGUGAGGAUGGGGUGUGUAGCAUCAAAACUGGAGGAAGAAGAAGAGGUGGUUGCAAUUUGUAGAGAGAGAAAGAAGUUGAUGAAGUUAGCUGUAGAGAGAAGGUAUGCAUUAGCAGAUGCACAUUGUAGGUACUGUCAUUCACUGUAUGCAGUUUCAGCUGCCAUUAAGCUGUUUGUAGCUAGACAUUCAACACCUUCUUCACCAUUUUUAAUUACUUUCCCACCUCCAAAUUGCUCUCCUUCAUCCCCAAACCCUCCACCAGAAGCCGAAAAGGUAAUCACAAACCCCAUGUUUCUGCAGCAGAACCACCCUUGUCAGCCUACAACCACCACCCAAGAAGCUCUCCCCUGCUGUGAAUCCCCCGUCUCUUCUUCGUCGUCUUCGGAGGAGAAUGGGGGAGAAAUGGAGGGGAGUGAGAGAAAGAGGAACGUUGAGACACAACAUCAACAUCAACAUCAACAUCAACAGCAACAGCAACAACAACAACAACAACAACAACAACAACAGCAGCAGCAGCAGCAACAACAGCAACAACCUUAUGGAUAUUACUACAUGAGCAAUAUGAGUAUGCCAAUGUCAAUGUCCAUGUCAAUGCCACCACCAAUGGGUUCCCCUCAGAGGGAUUAUGGUGCGUGGGAUUUCUUCAACCCCUUUUACGGGGUAAGAACAGAGGUUGUUGGGGUUGGUGGUGACGACGGUUUGAGGGUGGUGAGGGAGGAAGAAGGGAUACCUGAAUUGGAAGAGGACGGAGGAGUGCAGGAAGAUGGAGGGAGAAACCAAGGGAGUAACAUGGUGAGCAAUCACAAUGUAGUUGAACAGAAUGGUAGUUGCGGUGGCGGAAGCAAUGUGGAGCAUAUGAUGGGAGGUGGAGGUGGAGGUGGUGAUGUUGUUCAGGGAAUGGAAGGUGGUAAUGUGAGAGAGAAUGAAAAGGGACUAACAGUUAUUGACACACCAGUUAGAGGGAGAGAAUUAUUGGAUGCAUUGAGAGAUAUUGAGGAUCAUUUCAUCAGGGCUUAUGAUUCUGGCAAACAAGUUUCUAGAAUGCUUGAAGCUAACAAAAUGCAUAUGCAAUCUGGUCUUGAGGAAAUUAAAGAAAACUCAACAAAACUGAUUCAAGCUAUUACAUGGAAUCGAUCCAAUACAUUGCGGUCUUCAUCUUGUAAAAGUUUAGUGGCUUCUUCAAGCUCUAAGAACUCCACCACUUCGUGGACUGAGUAUAAGAAUGAUCUUUUCGACGACUAUGGUGGUAUGUCAGCUGGAAGCCAUUCACUGACCCUAGGAAGGCUGUAUGCUUGGGAAAAGAAGCUCUAUGAGGAGGUCAAGGCUGGCGAUGAUAUAAGAAAGAUGUAUGAAAGAAAAUGUGCACAUUUGAGAAACAAAGAUGCAAAAGGGGAUGACUCAUUAUCUGUUGAUAAGACCAGAGCAUCUGUGAAAGAUCUGUAUUCCCGAAUUUUGGUUGCCAUAAGACGAGCUGAGUCUAUCUCUGAGCAAAUUCAGAAGCUUUCAGAUGAAGAACUACAGCCACAGAUCCUUGAACUGUUGCAAGGUUUGACUCAGUCAUGGAAGAUAAUGAUGGAAUCCCAUGAAACCCAGAAUCACAUCAUCUUUGAAGUCAAGACUUUUGAGUGCCCAACAUAUGGAAAAUUCUGCAAUGACUCGCAUCGGCUUGCUACCCUACAGCUUGAGGCAGAGAUUCAGAAUUGGAGGGAAUGCUUCACAGAGUAUGUUGCUGCUCAAAGAUCUUAUGUUGAGACUCUUCAUGGAUGGUUAUCCAAGUUCAUUAUCCCAGAAGUUGAAUUUGGUUCUAAAACAAAGAGUUUCAAACCACCACCAUAUCGAGCAAAAGGUCCUCCAAUGUACAUGAUAUGCCGUGAUUGGCUAACUUCCAUGGAAAACUUACCUGAUAAGGCGGUUACAGUGGCAAUGAAAAGUUUUGUAAGGGAUGUAAGAGCGUUAUGGGUUCAACAAGGGGAGGAACAAGAGCAGAAGAGAAAAGUUGACAAAAUGGCUAAAGAACUAGAGAAGAAGAUGAUUGCAUAUCAGAAAGUCGAGGGGAGAAUUCAUGAGACUACUACUAAGCUUUUGGAGUAUAAACCUUCAGAAACAGAGGCAGAGAGUCAAGAAGAUGAUACCCAACAACAACAACAACAACAACAACAACAUGAAGCUGAAUAUUUAUCAGAAAAGAAAGAUGCAUUGGACAAUUUCAGAAAGCGAUUGGAGUUUGAGAAGGAGAAACAUCACAAUUACAUGGAAGAAACUCAAAGGAUUACUUUGAAUGGAUUCCAAACUGGAUUCUAUUUGAUUUUCGAUUCCAUGGUGCACUUCUCAAAGGCUUCACUGAAAAUGUACAAUGACUUGGUGAAUGACGGGCAAAAUUUGGACAAGGGUAACAUAGAAGAAGGUUCCUAUGCCAAUUAGCACCUAAAGUAAAAAUGGGGUGAAAAAGGCCUUGAGUAUUUUAAGCAAUCAAGGAUUCUAGAGUCAGUUUGUACAUUAGACUUGCAAUGAAGCAGCUCGCUGAGGUGCAGGUUUAGAGUGAUUAUUAGUAGUUAUUUGCCGUAGGAUUGUUUUAGUUUUUAUUGACAGGCGAAGGCGAAGGCGAAGGCGUGCCCACGAUUUUGCUGUUAGACCAAAGAAUUCCUGAUGCUCACUACAGUCACAUACAUCUCUUGUGGCCUAGUAAUUUUAGGUUGUUUGUAGAGCCAGGAAUUUUUAGGUGGGCAUUCUUUGUGUAUCUUUGGCGUUUUAGUACAAAUUGUCACCCAUCACUAUCUUAAUUAAACAAUGCAACCACCAUUUAUGUGACA
Messenger RNA from Spinacia oleracea (spinach), 3742 nucleotides. Its product is annotated as protein ROLLING AND ERECT LEAF 2-like. Bases 939 to 3353 code for a protein of 804 amino acids. The transcript is spliced from 4 exons. Lineage: Eukaryota; Viridiplantae; Streptophyta; Magnoliopsida; Caryophyllales; Amaranthaceae. The record is from RefSeq and is a predicted model, not a curated record.